CGUUUAUUAUUAUUCCUUAUCAUCUGAGCAUCAAGUACCAUUUCCAAGAUGAAAGCCUUUUUGAUACUCGUACUUUUAGUGGCCAGUGCUUUUGCCAUCGCAACCUGCGAUGACGACGACAACUCUACAUUACUUCUCGAUCCAAGAGAUAUAGCAGCUAUCGAAGACAAACUGACAAGAAUGGAUUUUCUAGAAAAAAUUGUUGGAGUAGUAUUUGGUUUUAAAAAAGAAAAUGCAAGGGAUGAAAAAUGCAUACCAAUUGGAGGAGAAUGCAAAUUCUGGACUGGGCCUAACUGCUGUGGUAUAAAAACUCGAUGUGUUGUCUUUGAUUCACCUCCAAGAUGUAAAAACUGUCAGCAUACUUCCAGAUGCCGUGAAUACAACCUAGGUGUAUGGCUGGAUACUAUCGGAGGUUGGUUCUCGGGAAAAUAGAUCAAGUACACAAUAGUUUGUAAAUGAAUAAUCAUAAAUCUCGAUCAUAAAUCAUAUCAUAAAUCUCGAAUUUUCUGUUUUCUUAUGAAUACAAUUUGAAAUUCAUAUAGUUGUUCUUUAUUUGAUCACCAAAGUCUCUUUUUUUUUUUACUAUGAAUGAAUGUUUAUUUCUGUAUAAUUUUGAAACCGACUGUUGUUGGAAAUAAAACGUGCUAUGCAUUGUAAGAAGUUAUGAUU
This is a messenger RNA of Stegodyphus dumicola, 669 nucleotides long. RefSeq lists its product as uncharacterized. NCBI's taxonomy places the organism in Eukaryota, Metazoa, Arthropoda, Arachnida, Araneae, Eresidae. The record is from RefSeq and is a predicted model, not a curated record.